Eutrema salsugineum is the source of this 1362-nucleotide messenger RNA. Its product is annotated as F-box protein At1g31080. The coding region runs from base 1 to 1362 and encodes 453 amino acids. Lineage: Eukaryota; Viridiplantae; Streptophyta; Magnoliopsida; Brassicales; Brassicaceae. Gene Ontology annotation, molecular function: protein binding. The transcript has a single exon. The record is from RefSeq and is a predicted model, not a curated record.
AUGAUUAGAGGAGACACAAACUCGGAUUCCAUCCCGAUUGAUCUCGUCAACGAUAUAUUCUCGAGAUUACCUGUCAAGUCAAUCGCAAGGUUUUGUUGCUUGUCCAAGCUAUGGGGCUCCAUGUUUCACAGUCCAUAUUUCACGGGUUUGUUCCUGACCAGGUCCUCUGCUCGGCCCCAACGUCUCUUGUUGGUUCUUGAAGGAGAGAGCAACGAUGAGUGGUGCUUCUUCACGUCGCCUCAGCCUCAUAUUCCAUAUGAGAAGUCACCAUCUCUUGUAGUAGCAGCCGAUUUUCACAUGAAGUUCCAAGGGAAGUUGCUAGAAUUUUAUUGUCGUGCCUCUGGUUUGUUCUAUUUCCGUCGUGCAUAUACUGCGUUAGAACGUUAUGUGACAUGUAACCCUUGCACGGGACGGUACUUACCUAUACCUAAAGGGAGAAGAGCAUUGUGGAGAAGUUUUUUAGGGUUUGAUCCAGUUGACAAACAAUUCAAGGUGUUUUCCAUUAGCUUUCCUAACUAUGAUGAGGGAAAGGAAAAUCAGUAUCGAAUUAUGACACUAGGAACUGGAAAAGAUUCGUGGAGGAAGAUCCGUUGUCCCUUGAACCAUGUUUCUACAUUACAUUUGCCUGAAGGGAUAUGCAUCAAUGGGGUUUUGUAUUACUUAGCUCAGCAAAUCCCUAAGCAAGCUGGUGGAGAGUGUUUAUAUGUGAUAGUUUGCUUUGAUGUUAGGUCUGAGAAAUUCAGGUUUAUGUACAGAGAUUCCAUGAUUUAUCGGGAAGGUGCUACAAUGUUCAACUACAAGGGUAAAUUAGGCGUGAGUACUGUGAAGCGUGAUUAUUAUACUAGAACCCUUGACGUGUGUAUGUGGGUUAUAAAUGAUGACGAGAAACAGGAUUCGGAAUGGCCAAAAUACUUCUCCUUUUGUUGGGACGAUAAAGUUGUUAAUUACUUUCAUUUGGAAUUGAAAUCGAAAUACUUCUCCAUCGUUGGAGUGACUGCUACAGGUGAAAUUGUUUUCUCGCAAGAAAUUGUUUCUACGCCACCGUUUUAUGUUUUCUACUUGAAUCCCGAAAAGAACACUAUUCAAAGAGUUGAAAUCCAAGGUUUUGGGUAUAACCAAAUAGACAAUGAAGACUGUUACAGAAGAGUAUUAGUCUUUGUAGACUAUGUAGAGGAUCUCAAGUUUAUUACUAUGAAGACAACAUACAGUGCUGCAACGUCUAUAAGCCCAUCAGAACAGAAGCGUGAUGAACCCAUGAUCACAUCUUCUGAAGCUCACCUGCAACAAGAAGAUGGUUGUACGUUUGAGAUCAUUAACAGAUUUGAUUCUCUGCGUCUUUUAGAUGAUGAUGAUUUUACCUGA